AUCAAGAAGGCUGGUGGAUAAUCAAGACUGUGUUGAUGCCCUAAUAAAAUCAGAGAGAAUAGUUUGGGCUAGAGAAAAAUCUAAUCUACAGAAGGCCUUAAAUCUGGCAGAGGCUGAACUAUCUAAAAUGAAGGCAGAAGCCAGAAGUGAUUCUUUACACACAGAGUUGCUUGGAUCAAUUUCUGAAACUGUUGCAGUAAAGAGAAUUUAUGGGAAGUAUCUGCGGGCAGAAGGGUUCCGAAAAGCUCUAAUUUAUCAAAAGAAAUAUUUGUUACUCCUCCUCGGCGGAUUUCAAGAAUGUGAGCAAGCAACGCUUUCGUUUAUAGCUCGAUUGGGAGGUCACCCGUCUUGUACCGAUUUACAGGUUAUUACCCGUCGUUCCAGAGGUUUUACCAGAUUCCGCUCGGUGGUUAGGGUUUCCAUAGCAGUCUCAAGGUGAGCAAUUGAAAUUUGCAAUGGAGUUACGGAUUUAGGAAUCUUAUCCUCGACAGUUUCAAUCAGUAUUAAUUCAGUUUAUCAAGGACAAGAGCACAAGGCACAUAACUUCAGUCCUGUUUAGGAAAUGUUACCUAAAAGACACAGUGAACAUUAAUAUGUAAGAGAUGAUCUAAAGGUGACAUUAAGGCAUUUGCUGUAUCUUGGAAUCCCUCAAUGUUCAUUUGUUUGCAGCUAUUGUAUAAAUCGGUAAGUUAU
This is a messenger RNA of Rhincodon typus (whale shark), 693 nucleotides long. RefSeq names its product A-kinase anchor protein 9-like. The record is from RefSeq and is a predicted model, not a curated record. The transcript has 2 exons. Gene Ontology annotation, biological process: signal transduction. Lineage: Eukaryota; Metazoa; Chordata; Chondrichthyes; Orectolobiformes; Rhincodontidae. Gene Ontology annotation, molecular function: molecular adaptor activity. The coding region runs from base 128 to 439 and encodes 103 amino acids.